Cicer arietinum (chickpea) is the source of this 1162-nucleotide messenger RNA. Its product is annotated as histone-lysine N-methyltransferase ATXR4. Lineage: Eukaryota; Viridiplantae; Streptophyta; Magnoliopsida; Fabales; Fabaceae. Gene Ontology annotation, cellular component: nucleus. The record is from RefSeq and is a predicted model, not a curated record. Gene Ontology annotation, molecular function: protein binding.
UGUGACUACAAUAGAGUGUUAAACCGAGAAAUAAUGGGAUGAAGAAAAAUAGAAGAGAAAAUGGCAGUUCCACUCCGCUUGGCUUCUUCACGCUUUUUCUUCCCUAAACCCCUUCACAUCUUCUCAUUCUCAUUUUCAUUCUCCACCUCCUCACCAUCACCACCUCCUAUCCGAGUCUCCCUCACGGACUCAGUGGGUCGCGCGGUCUUCGCAACUCGCCCAAUCCCAUCCGGCUAUCUCAUCCACACCGCCCAGCCCGCCGUCUGCCACCCUUCACCUUCCGCCCUUCACCCAGUCUGCUACUCCUGCCUCUCCACACUCUCUCAACGCUCCCCCUUUUGUUCUCACCAUUGCCACCAACGCUCUAAGGAAUAUUAUGAUGUUGAGAUGAAAGCAAAUUGGGAGGAUUUUGAUGACUAUUGCCGGAACCGUGGUUUGAAAUAUCCCUUUUUGGUAAAGCGGUUGGCUUGCAUGAUCAUAUCAGGAGUUGCCAAAAGUGACAGUCUUGACAUUCUUCAACCUGCCACUUUGACACCCGAGAUGAUUUUUGAGAUGGAAGAGGGGUUCACCUUGCUAAGGAAUGCCUUCACAAAGACACUUGUUUCGGAUGAACAAAUUGCUUUUUUAACCAAGCAAUGGUACAUUAGUGUUUUGGCACGAAUUCGAAUCAACGCAUUUCGCAUUGAGCUGGCUAGUGGAUCAUAUGAAGAUCUUCUUUCUUCAGCAUUUGCAUCUGUAGAAGCUGAAACUGCUGUUGGAAAUGCUGUCUAUAUACUUCCUUCCUUCUACAAUCAUGAUUGUGAUCCUAAUGCACACAUUAUAUGGAUAGAUAGUGCAGAGGCAAAAUUGAAGGCCCUCCGUGACAUUGAUGAAGGUGAAGAAAUGAGAAUCUGCUAUAUUGAUGCGAGUCUGAACCGCGAUGCUCGGCGAGAACUAUUGUUUCGAGGUUUUGGUUUUCAAUGCAAUUGCAGUAGGUGCUUGCAUGGUGAUUAGCUAUUCUUCUCUAGAAAAACUUUCCUAGGUUUUGCAAUAUUAAGUGGUGUUGGAAACAGGCUACGAUGUAGAACUGCUCAAAUUUUGGGCUUAAUUUAUAUAUAUAUAUAUAUAUAUAUAUAUAUAUAUAUAUAUAUAUAUAUAUUGUCAAGGUAAAACCCUUACUUUA